AUGACUUUAUAGGAGAUCUGCAUGAUUUUUUAUCAGCUACUGAAUGGGCUUGAAUAUAUUCAUGGCCAGAACUUCAUACAUAGAGAUAUUUCUCCAGAAAAUAUCCUAGUUUUCCAAGACUAACUUAUCAAAAUUUGUGAUUUUGGAUUUGCAUCUUAUGGUGCUCAAACUAGUGCAAAUGUAGGAAAAUAAGAUUUUGUUGCUCCUGAGAUAUACUUUGGAAAUUAGAACUAUAACAAUUCAAUUGACAUCUGGUCACUAGGAAUAACUCUCUAUUACCUUUGUACUGAGAACAGAAUCAUAUUGACCUGCCAAUUGAGUACAAUAGGCUUCAAACUUUAUUUGACAAAAUGGUAGAAUAUGAGCCUUCAAAAAGACCUUCUGCUUCCCAACUUAAAGAAGACUUAAUGA
This is a messenger RNA of Stylonychia lemnae, 411 nucleotides long. The record is from the annotation of a GenBank genome assembly. Lineage: Eukaryota; Ciliophora; Spirotrichea; Sporadotrichida; Oxytrichidae.